This is a messenger RNA of Durusdinium trenchii, 843 nucleotides long. Lineage: Eukaryota; Dinophyceae; Suessiales; Symbiodiniaceae. The record is from the annotation of a GenBank genome assembly.
AUGUUCUGUUGCACUCUUGAAGAUCCCCAGGAUCGCACCCCGGCGAUUUGUAUGUGCCUGCUUGGCUGCUACGACGCCAUGAGCAAAAACUUGGGACACAAGGUAACCUCGGAAAGAAUUCUGCCAUUGAUGAUGCCUCUUUUGGUGGAAGAGGGGCUCUCUUUUGAUCAGUGGGAGACGCAAUUGUCUGUGGCCAAGAAGUUGAUGCAACGUGUGGAGAGUGCCAGAAGGAAAGAAUACGAAGCACGAAAAGAUCUUCAGGCUGAAUCGGAGCAAGCGCUAGGUGCGAAGGCUCCUGCCCCAGCACCAGAACAAACGAAGGCAGAGCCGCAGGACUUUGAGUCCCUUCUCAUGGGAGGGCCUCCAAAGGCUGCUCCUUCGCCUGCACCUGCAGCUCCUGUUGCCCCGGCUCCUCCUCCGCCUGCCAACGAUCUUACAUCUAUGGGCAUUUCUGGGUUUGACAAACCCACUCCAUCAGUGCCCUCAUCAGGUUUGGGCAAUGGUUUCGAUCCAUUUGCCACGUCUGGAAAUUCGAUGUCAAUGCCGACUCCACAACCCACUCCAAGCUUUGAUCCCUUUGGCGGGUUGGGGGGCUCUGGUUCCUGUGGUGGCCAAGGUGCCGCAUUUGGUUCCAAUGGAGCAGCCAUGCCGGGCGUGACAGGAGGUAUGGGAGGCUGUGGAGGAAAUGCAUCGAUAGGGUAUCCAAAUGCCUGUGGAGGUACCAUGCCGGGUCCGGGCCCAGGUUCGCUUCCAUUUGGUCAGCCAUCGCCUGGUCCAGCCAAUAUGGGUGGCAUUCGAAACUUGAAUUAUGACCCCUUUGCCGAAUGUGAGACAGGAAAAUGA